CCACUUACAAACAGCAACGUAAAAAACAAAAGAAGAAAGGGAAGGUUUCUUACUUGUAAAGUCUACCCCUCUCUUAUUUCUCUCUUUCUCUCCUCGAGGAGAGAUAGAGAGGUCUAAUUCUAAUUAGAUCUUUAACCCACCAUGCCAUUCAAAUCCCUCAACUGUAUCAUCAUCGCAAUGUUGUCUGGUUUCGGCUUUUUAAUUCUCUUCUUUUCUGUGUUCUUUGAAUUCCCAUUUGUCUCUUCGAUACACUCUAUUGGCAUUUCCAAAGUAGCAAUUAAGCGUAACCCAGAUCCUUUCAGGGAUUUGUUGGGUGCUUUCAAAAAAUGGGAUUCUGAAGUGGGUUGUGCUCAGUUCAGGGAAAAGAAUAGACAAUUGGAUCAGAAUAUUUCUUCUUCUGCUUCUUCUCUGCAAGAUGUUGAUGGUUUUGUUGACUGUGGAGCGAUGAAGAUGAAACAUGUAAGCGUUCUAGUUAAAGGGUGGACUUGGAUUCCUGAUAAUUUGGAUAAUUUGUAUUCCUGCCGGUGUGGGUUGAGCUGCUUAUGGACCAAGUCCCCUGUUUUGGCUGAUAAGCCUGAUGCAUUGCUGUUCGAGACCAGCACGCCUCCAUUCAUGAGGCGAAAAGGUGAUCCACUUCGGGUAUAUAUGGAUCUCGAGGCUGGGAGGAAACGGUCUGGCCAUGAGGAUAUUUAUAUUAGUUAUCACGCUGAUGAUGAUGUACAGUCAACUUAUGCUAGUGCCCUGUUCCAUGACAAUCGAAAUUAUCGCCUGUCCACUUACAAGAACAAUGACACACUUGUUUACUGGUCUUCAUCAAGGUGCCUUUCUCACAGAAACAACCUUGCCCAGAGUCUUCUCAAAUUGCUGCCUUACCACUCAUUUGGCAAGUGCCUGAACAAUGUGGGAGGCCUGGAUGUGGCACUUGAUCUCUACCCUGAUUGUGCAAAUGAUGUCAACUCUGCUCCAAAAUGGUGGGAUCAUCUACACUGUGCCAUGUCACACUACAAGUUUGUUCUUGCAAUUGAGAAUACCAUGACUGAGAGCUAUGUAACAGAGAAGCUAUUUUAUGCCCUAGAUUCAGGUGCAGUCCCCAUCUACUUUGGCGCUCCAAACGUGUGGGACUUUGUCCCUCCACAUUCAAUUAUAGAUGGGAAUAAGUUCAGCUCCAUGGAGGAAUUGGCUUCCCACGUGAAGGCAGUUGCGGAUGACCCAGUUGCCUAUGCAGAGUAUCAUGCUUGGAGGCGGUGUGGAGUAUUAGGUAACUAUGGGAAGACCCGUGCGGCAAGCCUCGACACACUACCAUGCCGACUGUGUGAACUUGUAAGUAGAAAGGGUGGUAGAAAUUAUAGAACACUAUGAAAGUUCUGGUCUCUUUGUUCCAUCCUUGUGGGAUGUUACUUCUUUUGUUCUAUUGGUAUUGUGGUAAUCAGAGGGACAUGCAUAGUUAAGGUCUUGUCUUAAGUAUGACCUCAAAGAGAUCUGAUUGAAUGGGCAUGAAUUCAUGGAGCCGAUCCCAUUUAGUUGAGAUUUUACUAAUAUUUUGUGUUGUAUUCUUUUUUUUUAAUUUUUUUUUUACUUUAAUUUUACUUUUCUUUUAUUGUCUUUGAUCAUAUCCAUGUAGCCAAGUCAUGGAUCCAUUUAGUUGGAACAAGGCUGAGUUGGUUGUAUUGUAGUAAUUGGUUAUCUUAAAAUGUAUACACGGAAAACUGACUGUCAGGAAUUUUAGUGGAAUUUUUUUCCAGACUUCUUUUAUUGUAA
Macadamia integrifolia is the source of this 1758-nucleotide messenger RNA. RefSeq names its product alpha-(1,4)-fucosyltransferase-like. Gene Ontology annotation, molecular function: alpha-(1->3)-fucosyltransferase activity. Lineage: Eukaryota; Viridiplantae; Streptophyta; Magnoliopsida; Proteales; Proteaceae. Gene Ontology annotation, cellular component: membrane. Bases 142 to 1359 code for a protein of 405 amino acids. The record is from RefSeq and is a predicted model, not a curated record. The transcript has 3 exons.